AUGCACUUCUCCAAGACCCUCGCCUCCGCGGCGCUGCUUGCCCUGCCGGCCUACGCUGCCUUCCCCGUAGCGAGUGUUGAGUUCCAAUCCUGGGAGAGCUGUGAUGUGGGCGCCCCAGCCAUCGGCGAGCCUAAAUUCAAGGCCUCCGUCACCGCAACCCCGGCGACCUGUGACAAGACUACGGUCAACCGCGACUGGAGUAUCGACAACUACUCCUUCAAAGCAUAUAUCGACACCAAGGAUGCCCUGCUCUGCCACGGCGUCACCAUCUGGAACACCGACGAUUGUUCCGGAGAGCCCACGUACUUCCUGCCCUUCGACGGUUCCCCCGUGGCUCAGGGUCAAUGCCUGCCCGAUUUCCUGGAUCCUGGCUAUGUCUCCUUCAAGCUCGACUGCUUUGGCUUCCCUGGCGGCCCUGGCGGCCCCUCUGGUGGACCCGGCAUCGAUGGCCCUGAGGAAUCUGCCGAUGUUGAUGGUACCGAUGGACUGUAG
Molecule: messenger RNA, 492 nt
Organism: Penicillium macrosclerotiorum
Lineage: Eukaryota; Fungi; Ascomycota; Eurotiomycetes; Eurotiales; Aspergillaceae
Exons: 2
Coding region: 1-492 (163 amino acids)
Source: RefSeq, a predicted model, not a curated record